Messenger RNA from Bufo gargarizans (Asiatic toad), 2679 nucleotides. RefSeq names its product dystrobrevin beta (gene DTNB). The transcript is spliced from 22 exons. Gene Ontology annotation, molecular function: zinc ion binding. NCBI's taxonomy places the organism in Eukaryota, Metazoa, Chordata, Amphibia, Anura, Bufonidae. Bases 280 to 2247 code for a protein of 655 amino acids. Gene Ontology annotation, cellular component: synapse; plasma membrane. The record is from RefSeq and is a predicted model, not a curated record. Gene Ontology annotation, biological process: synaptic signaling.
CGGGGUUUAGGGAACGCGCAUGAAGAACGCGCCUCCGAGGUUGGCAGGAAGCGGGAGCGCGCCCCCGGCCGGUGCCGAACUGUUGUGAGCGCGCUGCGGGGAAAGGGAGCGGAGACCGGAGAGAGUUCCACAGAGUCUGGAAGGAGCUGUAAAGCCGAUGUAUAAUGACUGCGUAAUUCAGAGAAAGUGACAUGUGAAGGAGAAUUACAAGAUCUGCUGCCCUUGUAGUCCUACUCCUGCACCCGCUUAUCACGGUAUGAUUCUGAAGGGCCUUCCAGGAUGAUUGAAGAAAGCGGCCGGCGCAGGAGGACGAUGGCGGAGAAGCGACAGCUCUUCAUGGAGAUGAGGGCGCAGAACUUUGACGUGAUUCGGCUCUCCACCUAUCGGACGGCGUGCAAGCUGCGAUUUGUACAGAAGAGAUGUAACCUUCACCUGGUGGACAUCUGGAACAUGAUUGAGGCGUUCCGGGACAACGGUCUGAACACGCUGGACCACAUGACGGAGAUGAACGUGUCGCGGCUGGAGACCAUCAUCUCCUCCAUCUACUACCAGCUCAACAAGCGCCUCCCGUCCACCCACCAGAUCGGCGUGGACCAGUCCAUCAGCCUCCUGCUCAACUUCAUGAUUGCCGCCUACGACAGUGAAGGACACGGGAAGCUGACGGUGUUCUCGGUGAAGGCGAUCCUGGCGACCAUGUGUGGCGGGAAGAUCCUGGACAAGUUGAGAUAUAUCUUCUCCCAAGUGUCCGACUCCAGCGGCUUCAUGGUCUACGCCAAGUUCGACCAGUUCCUGAGGGAAGUGUUAAAGCUUCCGACCACGGUGUUCGAGGGCCCGUCCUUCGGGUACACGGAGCACUCUGCGCGGUCCUGCUUCCCCCCGCAGAAGAAGAUCACCCUGAACAUGUUCUUAGACACCAUCAUGGCCGACCCCCCUCCGCAGUGCCUCGUCUGGUUACCUCUGAUGCAUCGUCUCGCCCAUGUAGAAAACGUCUUCCAUCCUGUGGAGUGCUCCUUCUGCCGCUCGGAGAGUAUGAUGGGUUUCCGCUAUCGCUGCCAGCAGUGCCACAAUUACCAGCUGUGCCAGAGCUGCUUCUGGAGGGGCCACGCCAACGGCCCGCACAGCAACCAGCACCAGAUGAAGGAGCACUCCUCCUGGAAGUCACCGGCGAAAAAGUUGAGUCACGCGAUCAGUAAAUCCCUUGGCUGCGUCCCCAGCAGAGAACCGCCGCAGCCGGUGUUCCCGGAGCACCCCGAGAAGCCGCUGGACCUCUCCCAUAUAGUCCCGCCUCACCCUUUAUCCAACAUGAACGAUGCUAUGGUCACUCACAUCUCAUCCGGUGCCCCGACGCCCACUAAAAGAGCCCGGAUUGUGCCACUGAAGACAUCAUGUCUGGAAGAGGAGCUGAUAAAUAUGAAGAGAUCCCAGGGAGACAUCCUCGGGAGCUGCCUCAUGUCACCGCACAUCAUGGACAUUGGCAGCCGCCUACCAGACGAGCAUGCCCUGAUAGCGGACUAUGUGGCCCGGCUCCGCAAUGGCACACGUGUGUUGGACAGUCCUAGCCGGCUAGACGAGGAGCAUCGUCUGAUCGCUCGCUACGCCGCCAGACUCGCCGCUGAGGCCGGGAACUCUCCUCGACCGCCCACUGAGCUCAGCUUUAACUUCGACGCCAACAAGCAGCAGCGACAGCUGAUCGCCGAGCUGGAGAAUAAGAACCGAGAAAUCCUGCAGGAGAUUCAGCGGCUGCGUCUGGAGCACGAGCAGGCGUCCCAGCCCACCCCGGAGAAGGCGCAGCAGAACCCCACCCUGCUGGCCGAGCUGCGGCUGCUGCGGCAGAGGAAGGACGAGCUGGAGCAGAGAAUGUCAGCUCUUCAGGAGAGCCGCAGGGAGCUGAUGGUGCAGCUGGAGGGGCUGAUGAAGCUGCUGAAGGCACAGGCAGCCGGAUCUCCUCAUUCCUCCCCGAGCCAUGGUGCCAAUCGCUCCAUGCCUAUGCCAGUGCGCUCCACGUCGGCCGGCUCCACCCCGACCCACGUACCUCAGGACUCCAUAGCCGGACUAGGAGAUGUACAAGAAGCCUUUGCACACGGUACCAGAAGGAAUCUACGGAGCGAUCUGCUGGUGGCUGCAGAUUCGAUCACUAACACCAUGUCCUCCCUGGUGAAGGAGCUGCACUCAGCCGAAGAUGGAGCCAACGAGGAAGAGGAAAAGACCGAGAAGGACAGAGGUGAUGGGGGAUCUGUGUGGGGCUAAGUGACCACAGCAGAAGAACGAGGUGAUUGAAGCACAGAGCGCCCCCUAUAUCCAUGUAAUUUAUGAAAACACAAAAGCCGCAUUUCACCAGCCAGCAGAGACGUGACCGGCCGGGGGAGCCCUGUUACUGCAUGCUCGGUUCUGGAUGUAACAUAAAACAUGCUGCGUGUUACUGGGCCAUGUGCCAUCAUGUCAGAGGCUGGAGGCAUCGCGUGUGCGCCCGUCAUGGGUGAAGAGGCUGAGACACUGUGACUGCACAUGGCUGCAGCUCCCUCUAGCGCUGGACACGUGACCGACCCCCCUGCCAUCUUGUGUUCUUCAUAUGGACUGAGCACUCGCGGGAGGACUCGUGUUCUGUGGUGUCUAUGCUCCACGGAGAGACGGUACAUUUCAUGUCCAAUGUUUACAGAUAAUAAAUGUGUCUGUCUGUCA